AAACCAAGCAUGAGUCAACAAGUUGAAACUCCCCACUCUCCCUCUCAAAAUAAAUAAAUAAAUAAAUAAAACUAAUUUUAAUUUUUAUUUGAAAAUAAAUUUUUGUUAUAAAUUAAUUUUAAUACUGUGUGACAAAAGAGCAAUAAAAUCCCAAUUAGAAUAUUAAUAAUAAACUUAGAACUCCAUUUAUAAAACACCGUCUUCUUCCUUCUUCGACUCUCUCUCUCUCUAAAGACUCUAUUAAACUUCUCAACAUUCUUUCUCUCUCUAAAACGCUCGUCUUCAUAAGAAGAUGACUCAAGUGGAUUUGGAAACUCUAGUUUCGGCUUGUGCAGGCGGCGGUGGAGGUUCCAUGGAUCGGAAAAUCGCCUGCGAGACACUUGCCGACACCGCCGAAAAACCACCGGAGCAAGACUCUGGUGAACCGGAGGUACCGCCGGAUUUCCCUCCGGAGUCUUUUUGGCUCUCGAAGGAUGCAGAGUACGACUGGUUAGACCGUAAUGUAUUCUACGAGCGUAAAGAAUCUCAGAAAGGAAAUUCACACUCGACGAACCUAAAUCCGAAUUUGAAUCCAGGAUCAAACUCGAAUUCGCAGCGAUUCUCGAUGAAUUUGAAAUCGAAGGCGGCAAUUAUCGGUCUUCCUAAGCCUCAGAAGACGCAUUUCGUCGAAGCGAAAAAUCGGAAGAACUGUAAAGCAGGGAACGCCAGGCUUUUCCCUAAGCGAUCUGCAUCAACCGGGAAAUCGGACGGUCCGAUGAUCGAACCUUCGUCGCCGAAGGUCUCGUGUAUGGGACGUGUGAGAUCGAAAAGAGACAGAAAGCGUCGCUGGAGGAAGAAUCGCCAAAGAUCGCUGAAAUCAUCGUCCGAACCGGCGGUGGAGAACGUUAAACCGGUGGAGAGACGAAAAACCGGAUUCUUCGCGACUUUUCGCGCCAUAUUCAGAACCGGUUGCCGAGAAAAAGCAGACGACGGAAGCUGGAGGCCGAUACCGAUUUCCGACUCUCACUCGGGAGAUAGUGUAUCGACGAGAAAUCACGAUUUCUCGGGAGUUGAUAUCGACGCGCCGUCGUUCGAGUCUCAUCCGAGGCGGAGCGUGGAAAUCGAAGCCCCCGGUUUGGGCGGUAUGAAUCGGUUCGCGUCUGGACGAAGAUCUAGUUCUUGGGUCGGUGAUUCUUCUGGUAUCCACGUGGCGUAAUCUGAUUGGGUGAGAAUCGUUUACUUGCGGCGUCGAUGGCGCGCGCGUGCCUGUGGGACCCGUUGGAGCCAAAGUUAGUUGAAAGAUGGUCGUGAUUGGCAGUCUGUGUGGGACCCAAUUCCAUUUUAAAAUUCUCGUUAGGUGACGUGGCACGUUCAAUUGACGGUUUGCCCAACUCUUUCGUUAACGGUAAAAGGAAACUUAAGAUUUCAACAUUUACGUUUCCUUUAAAUAUAUAUAUAUUUUUUGGUUUGUAAAUAGGAUAAAAUGUUUUUGUUGGAGUGCACAGUUGUAAAUUUUCUAUUUUAUUUUUUAAUAAAUAAUUUUUGUAAUUUUCAGAUUUUGAAGGAAGGAAUAUUUUUCAUACAAAA
Messenger RNA from Cannabis sativa, 1566 nucleotides. RefSeq lists its product as uncharacterized. The record is from RefSeq and is a predicted model, not a curated record. The coding region runs from base 293 to 1195 and encodes 300 amino acids. NCBI's taxonomy places the organism in Eukaryota, Viridiplantae, Streptophyta, Magnoliopsida, Rosales, Cannabaceae. The transcript has a single exon.